AUGGCUUGGAUUGGAUAUCUUACGACGUUUUUUAGUAUUUUUAGUUUUAUUUCAUCGGGAACGGAGCAAAAAGGACGAUGCACGUGUAGUGCGUUUCGAUGUCAGACAGAUCGUGUGAUUUCCGGAAGCUGUCAUUCUGCGGCACUUCCGGGUGGCUGGGGAGUAAGAUGUUGCAAACCGUACUGUUUGUGCAAAGGUUCUUGCCAAGCAGAUGAAAGUGAUGAAGGACGGUAUGGUACAGCACUGCCAGCCGAGAGAGACGCGACGACGCAAAAUGUUUGGAAUCUUGCUAACAGAGGAAGCAGAGGCGUUUUAGACAGUUGCCCUGCUAACCAAUCAUUUUGUUGUCCCAAUUGUAGAUGUCAGAAAGGUGUUUGUGACGUGAAAGAAAUCAGUACACGCGUAAAAAGCUGCGGAACAAACCAUAAAUUAUGUUGCCAGCCCCAAGCUUCGUUGUACCGGCCCUGGCCAGGGUGCAAAGACAGCGAGCUGCCGUUGACACGCAGCGGCAACGACCAUACAUGCGGGCUUUGCCAGUGUAAGAAGUACUGUGAAAUGCAGGAAGUUCAUCUUAGACGCAACACGUGUGGAAAAGACAGAAAUCUAUGUUGUAAGUUGUGUACAUGUAAGUCGUCUUGUUUAGAAAGCGAGAUAAAUAUAGGCCGAGGACACUGUGGGUAUCGACUGCAGCUGUGUUGUCGGGCAUGUAUCUGCAAGACACCUUGUAAUGCGCCGGAAGAACUGAUAGGACCGGAGGGGUGUUUUUAUGGUGAAACAGUAUGCUGUAAGACUUAGCUGUCGUUAGUGUAUGUGGUGACAAUGUCGUUUGUGCAUUUUGUGUAAGCAUGUCGUUAGUGCAGAAUAGUCGAUGAAUGUUAUCUGAAUUUAAAGAUUAAUGAAAUAAUAAAAAAACGUUGUUUUGGCGGCAUAUACAAUUCAGUGGAUAUAUAACUGAGAAAUUACCUUCUGUGUAAAAUAUUAAAAUUACGUUUCACAUGUAGUCAAAAUCGACCAAACCUCAAAAAUGAUGGAAAAUUAUGUAAAUCAAGCAAAUACAUGUAUGUUGAAAUCAUCAGAAAUCAGCUUUUCACGUUUUGUCUCAUUUCUGAGUGUCUAAACCAAUAAACAUUCUU
Messenger RNA from Mercenaria mercenaria, 1133 nucleotides. Its product is annotated as keratin-associated protein 5-4-like. The transcript is spliced from 3 exons. The coding region runs from base 1 to 795 and encodes 264 amino acids. The record is from RefSeq and is a predicted model, not a curated record. NCBI's taxonomy places the organism in Eukaryota, Metazoa, Mollusca, Bivalvia, Venerida, Veneridae.